CUCCUGGUGAAGCAACCAAGAUCCACCUGACAUUACAAUAAAGAUGGCGUCUAUUAAAGAGGAGAGUGAAGACAUCAAGAUUGAAGUAUUCAGAGUAAAACCAGAAGAUACUGAGGAGAAAACAGACCUAAUGUCGCUGAAAGAGGAGAGUCAAGAACUGAAUAUAAUGAAAGCAAAAGAUCAGAAUGAGAAACAUCAUGGUUUGAUAACUGGAGAAAAAUAUUUUAGUUGCUCACAGACUGAAAAUAUUUGCUCACAAAAAAGAGCUCAGAAGAUGGCAACUAAAAGUAAUUUCACCUGCCAACAGUGUGGAAAGAGUUUCAAUCAGCAUAGAGACCUUAAAGUCCACAUGAGACUUCACACUGGAGAGAAGCCAUACAGCUGCCAACAUUGUGGAAAAGGUUUCACUCAAAAAGGAAGUCUUAAAGUCCAUAUGAGAAUACACACUGGAGAGAAGCCUUUUGCCUGCCACUGGUGCGGAAAGAGUUUUACACAUAAAGGAACCCUUAAUGCCCACAUGAGAACUCACCCUGGAGAAAACCCUUUCGCCUGCAAACUGUGUGGAAAGAGCUUCUCACGAAAAGAAGGUCUUAAGACUCACAUGAGAAUUCACACUGGAGAGAGGCCGUUUGUAUGUGGUCAUUGUGCAAAGAAUUUCAGAUGUAAAAUAAGCCUUAAUUACCACAUGAGGAUUCACUCAAGAGCGAACAGUAAUCAAGAGAUAUGUCGUCAGUGUGGAAUGAGUUUCACAGACCGGAAUCACCUUAAGAAUCACGUAAUAACUCAUAUCGGAGAGCAUCCUUUCAUGUGCCAUCACUGUGGAAAGACUUGCAAAAGCAAAGCUAGCCUUGAGGUUCACGUAAGAGUUCACACUGGAGAGAAGCCUUUCACCUGCCCUCAGUGUGGAAAGAGUUUCACAGUUAAAGGAAACCUUCAGACUCACAUAAGAAUUCACACUGGAGAGAAGCCUUACACUUGUCCUCAGUGUGGAAAGUGUUUCACAUAUCAGAAAGACUUGAAACGUCAUUUGCAAAGUCAUUCUGAAAAGAAAUUGCACAAUUGUGAGUCUGACAAGAGGCUAACAAAAAGCAAUUUUGAAAAUCAAAUGCACAUUCACUCUGGAAGGCAAUUUAAUUGUGUUCUGUGUAAUAAAAAAUGUCUUUUGCCAUCUCACUUACAGAUACACAUGAAAAGGCAUGCAUUUUUGAGACCCUAUUUUUGUUCUUUGUGUGGAAAGGGUUUUAAAUGGCUCAGAAGUUUAAAAUGGCACCAGAAAAUAUGCAUCUGUGUGAAAUUAUUUACGAUUGUAUAGAGGCGUCACUUACAAUUUUGUUUCGACUUUAUAUCUCAGAAUCAAAUUUUUUGAUAAACUAGCUUUCAUCUUGCUGUGAAAUACAACAUUGUAAGUAAAAUUUGAAAUAAAAGGACAAACUGAAAUAA
This is a messenger RNA of Rhinichthys klamathensis goyatoka, 1440 nucleotides long. Its product is annotated as gastrula zinc finger protein XlCGF57.1-like. The record is from RefSeq and is a predicted model, not a curated record. The transcript has 2 exons. Gene Ontology annotation, cellular component: nucleus. NCBI's taxonomy places the organism in Eukaryota, Metazoa, Chordata, Actinopteri, Cypriniformes, Leuciscidae. Gene Ontology annotation, biological process: regulation of transcription by RNA polymerase II. Bases 44 to 1312 code for a protein of 422 amino acids. Gene Ontology annotation, molecular function: DNA-binding transcription factor activity, RNA polymerase II-specific; RNA polymerase II transcription regulatory region sequence-specific DNA binding.